This is a messenger RNA of Penicillium taxi, 450 nucleotides long. RefSeq lists its product as uncharacterized. The record is from RefSeq and is a predicted model, not a curated record. The transcript has 2 exons. The coding region runs from base 1 to 450 and encodes 149 amino acids. Lineage: Eukaryota; Fungi; Ascomycota; Eurotiomycetes; Eurotiales; Aspergillaceae.
AUGUCUUUGUCACCAGAUGACUCACCAAUACGGCUUUCGGCGGUCAAGAGAAAGCGAGCCUACACAAGACAGCUUCUAGGAAAUGAGUAUCAGAAGUUGGUCACCGAGCUCCUCACCCCGCCACAGCCAAAAGCACAUUUUCAAGACUAUGGUAAAUCCCAUAUCAUCUAUGGGCUACGCUAUGUGGAUACUACCUUCCAAAAUCCCACUCGAGUUCUCUCCAUCACCGGAAGAGCUGCCCUCAGAAUUUAUAAAGAUGCCUGCGCAGACUAUCUCGAUAUUUGUAGCCAGCAUGUUGAGAGAAUCGACCUGAUCGCCCAGAUUUGGAGCUAUGAACAAGCUCUUGGGUACACAAAGGUGCUGAUUGCUACUUUCGGUAAAAAUCUGACGGAACUCUCGCAAAAUCUGAUCCACCUCAAGCGCAUGUCUUUUUAUGCCGAGAUUAUAUAG